AUUCAUUUCAAUCCGUUCUUUCCGGCUCAGUGUCUUUUUCACAGAGGUUAGGUGCGUUAAUAUGGCCCGGACCAAGCAGACAGCUCGUAAAUCCACCGGCGGCAAAGCCCCCCGUAAGCAGCUGGCCACUAAAGCUGCCCGGAAGAGCGCUCCUGCCACUGGGGGAGUGAAGAAACCCCAUCGCUAUCGACCCGGCACCGUGGCCCUGCGAGAGAUCCGCCGCUACCAGAAAUCCACUGAGCUGCUCAUCCGCAAGCUGCCCUUCCAGCGCCUCGUCCGUGAAAUCGCCCAGGACUUCAAGACCGACUUGCGCUUCCAGAGCUCGGCCGUUAUGGCCCUGCAGGAGGCCAGCGAAGCCUACUUGGUGGGGCUCUUUGAGGACACCAACCUGUGUGCUAUUCACGCCAAGAGAGUCACCAUCAUGCCCAAGGACAUCCAGUUAGCCCGGCGUAUCCGCGGUGAGAGGGCUUAAAGGCUGCCCAUCAUCUUCCAGUAACGAAAACUACUCUAAACGACCCAAAGGCUCUUUUAAGAGCCACUACAUUCACACUGAAAGGAGCUUUAACAUGUUCAUACCGUCCCUUUUGCUAAGUACGGAACUUGUCUUAACGCUUUUUUCCAGUGAAAAUUGCGGACUAAAUAUUAACACAUUUUAUUAAAAGCAGGAGGUAGUUUACUAAUCCUAAUGUUCAUUCUCCAGCUAUCUACCUUUUAUGAUUAAUCUUACAUUUAUAAUUCAUUACCAUCAACACGCCUAAACACAAGUAAUUUGCUAUUUAAGCUAUCUAGUCCCUUUUAUUUAUUGUUUUGCUCAUUUUAGAAAUUGCAUAAUUCCAUUGCAAAUUUAAAUGUACAAGUCUACAGAUAAAACUAAAAGGUUACGUCAGUGCCCCAAAGCAGUGCUAUUAUAAAUUGAAGUUGAUCAGCACUGCUUCGUGCUGUUAAUUGCUCCCAGUGAAAGACCUUGUUUAUUGUAUUCUUAUUUUUUUUUUAAGGAAAUAAUGCAUUACUGCAAACGGGCGUCGGGGCUUCUGUUUUGAAUUACAUUUGUGGAAGUUCAAAAUGAAGUCAAGUUUGAAGCUUUAUAAGAGAAAUAUUUCACAACAAAUAAGUCCGCACCUCCAAAAAAAUCUUGUGUUCAAGCUAUAAAAACAUAAAGCUCCUUUCAGUGUGACUGUAGUGGCUUUUGGAAGAGCCUGGGGGUUGUUUUAGUGUUUCUUUGUUUCUCAAAUUGCCCAGAAGAUGGUUGGACUCUUCUCUGCCCCCUCAGCCCGGAUACGCCGGUACACGAAAGGAGGCAAAUGUAAUUGGGCAAUUUGAAAAAUUGAAAAGCCCGCUCUGUGCGUAGAGAAAUAUGCCCCAUCCCUCCCUUGUUGAUUCCUCAAAGUGAAGCUCAUGGGCCUGCUACAUGAACCCUGCGCUUCCCUGAGUGGCCCCUUUCGUAGUUUCCUCUGAUUUUUUUUUUUUAAACAAACACUUUCACUCUACAGCAUGCACUCUCCCGUAUUUCUUUGUCGUUUCUUCUGCUAUACAUAUUGGUGGUGGGGGAUUUAAUUUUUACUUUCAAACUAACCAAAUCUAUGAUCAUGAACAUUAUUCAGCUUCCUCUUCUUGAGUACAAACAAUCAUCAUGAGCCCCAAUGCCCAGCAUUGGGUAAUUACCAGGAGGGUAAUAAACUGCAGGAUUCCAAUGCAUAGAAGAAUCUCUUCCUUCUCAUUUAAUUUGGUGCUUUAAUUUGCAUAUUUUAAGAUAGUGAUAUCCUACAGUUCUUCCUCUCCGACCGAGUGGCAUGCACACCUCCUGGAAUAUCUGUUUACUCUCUUCAGGCCCUCCUUAAAACCUAAAAUCUGACAGAGGGGAGGACUAAUAGUAAUUAGUUGUGAGGGGGGGAGAAGUAGCUCCCUUUGAUGGACAGCCAGCCAGUUAGAGGUAAAAUCCCUCUUGGUAGCUGUUCUUGCUUAUCACAAGUUGCAAUAUUUAAUUACUAAAAUAACAAAAAACAGGGAUUUUAUUUCCAUUGUGAAUUUCUCCUUUCUCAA
This is a messenger RNA of Dermochelys coriacea (leatherback sea turtle), 2040 nucleotides long. RefSeq names its product histone H3. Lineage: Eukaryota; Metazoa; Chordata; Testudines; Dermochelyidae. The record is from RefSeq and is a predicted model, not a curated record. Bases 62 to 472 code for a protein of 136 amino acids. The transcript has a single exon. Gene Ontology annotation, cellular component: nucleosome. Gene Ontology annotation, molecular function: protein heterodimerization activity; DNA binding; structural constituent of chromatin.